Messenger RNA from Columba livia (rock pigeon), 950 nucleotides. Its product is annotated as coiled-coil domain-containing protein 81. Gene Ontology annotation, cellular component: centrosome. The transcript is spliced from 4 exons. The record is from RefSeq and is a predicted model, not a curated record. Bases 1 to 561 code for a protein of 186 amino acids. NCBI's taxonomy places the organism in Eukaryota, Metazoa, Chordata, Aves, Columbiformes, Columbidae.
AUGGAGGGCUGCUGCACCGUGGCCAUCAGCUUGGAGCUGAGAUGCUUGUUCCCCAGGCUGCUGGAGCUCUCUCCCACGGAGGUUGUGGCCAUCUGGGAUGCUGUGUCUGCAUACAUCCUGGGACAGCUGAAGCUGGACAAGGGUGUCCUGCUCCCAGGACUCGGCACCUUCGCCAUGGUCCAUGAGCAAUUCCACGGUGAAGACGAGGUGUAUGUGGUUCGCAGACCCGUCUUCCGUCUGGAGAUGGAUAACUCACUGCUGCAGGAGCUCGUGUUCCCCACAGUGGUUAUCCCUGGCAAUGUCCAGAUCAGUCCGCUCAACUACAAGUGGCUGUCACGAGCCACCUCCUUCCCACCACACGUGCUGGAGGACUGUGUGCAAGAGACCAUCCUCUUGUACAGCUUCCAGCUGAGGAACAGGCAGCGCCUCGCCUUCUCCUUCAAGGACAUCGGCGUUCUGUCCUGCAAAGACGACGUCCUGUGCAUGCGCUUUUAUUACGACUGCGUCACAGGGCUGGAGAGCAAGGCCAGCCGCAUUGCACUGCUGCACACUGUGAGUUGAUCAAGGUUUGAGGGCUGCUUCAGUGGGCUGGGAAGCCCAGUGAAGGCUGAGCAGCCCAGUCGCCGUUGGCCAAACGCCUUUCGCCGUGCUCGCCCCCCCGACUUCAUCAGAACAGAAAGUUUCUGCCCAGUCUCUGGGCCCUUGCCCUACGAAAAGCCCGUCAGCGCCAUUGCGCAGUGUCAGUGUUUGCUGCGCAGCUGCUGCGGAGCAGAGCAAGGGCCGAUGUUCACGGAGGAGCAUUUGGGAGGGAGGUUUGCAGCAGUGGCCUCUUUUGGAGCGGGAGACGGGUGCGCUGCCUUUGGGAGCCAGGAGAAAACUGUCCUGGCCACCUCCCAGAGCUCUGUGUCCCUUUGCAGAGGCUCUGGAUGCCAGCUGCAGCUGUUUGCACG